AUGACUGUAUGGCGCAACAAGGACGACAACCGCACGUGUGAACUGCCGAGGUCACCGAAAGUGCUGGACGUGGACCCACUGGACGACCAAUACCUCGACGUGCUCAUCCGGCAAGUAGAGGACGUCUCCAUCUUCCUGCCAUCAAGUUAUCAUAGCAUCAUCCAACGGCACCCGGCGAUGGCCACGGCGGUCGCUAUCGAGCGCAAGCUGCGCGAGGGCCAAGCGAACGACGCGCUCAACAACCUCCGCACUCACAUUGCCGCACAAUACAGCCUGCGGGACCUACGCCAUUCUGCGCCUGGCCUGAAGCAUGGCAAAGAAGUGAGGGCGUUGGCCCGAGGGGAGCAGAAGAUCAGGGACUCAGCAAAGUAUGAGUAUCGCCGAGUGCGCGUGCUCCUUCGCAUGUUGGGGAUGUCGGAGGACGAUGAGAUCUAUCAGCCGCUACGUGAGGAGGAUGUGACGCACUUCGUAGUGGUCGAGGAGCAGUACAACUUGGGCGACGGGACGGUGCAGGAAAGCUGGCUGUGGCGUGAUUUCUCUUUCAUCCACCUGCAAGAUAACGAAGAGGUGACGGAGUUCUUGUUGCAAAAGACCAAGCCACACUGGUUUUGCUCCCGUGCGAAGUACGCCCGGUGGGCCGAAGAAGUACACCUCAAGUGCGAGGAGAUGUACCGGACGAAAGCCAUGUUCCAGUACAAGCGCGAAGUAUGGCAGGGUCGCGCUCGCUCGGAGACGUCGAACGGUUGGCUCGCGCGCGCGGCAUACGCGUGCAAGCAAGCGUACAGAUAUACAAUGUUGCUCGAGAAGGCGAGAGAAGCGUUUCUAGCGGACAUAGAUAUUGCCCUUGGAAUCCCGAAGGAGGUGCGCGCGGAUCUGGAGACCACCAAAUGA
This is a messenger RNA of Trametes versicolor FP-101664 SS1, 891 nucleotides long. RefSeq lists its product as uncharacterized. The record is from RefSeq and is a predicted model, not a curated record. The transcript has 4 exons. Lineage: Eukaryota; Fungi; Basidiomycota; Agaricomycetes; Polyporales; Polyporaceae. Bases 1 to 891 code for a protein of 296 amino acids.